CCCGUAUUAAUAAAAGUCACAUGACUGGACAAGAUGGAGGAGGUGGAUAAUAUUAUUAUUCACUCUUUACGAUCAAUUGGCUGUGAAUUAGAUGAUGAUUUGUCAAAUUUAAAACAGUUUUCAACAGAAGUUAUUGUUGCCACAAUAGUCAAGUGUAUUAAAUUUAUUAAAAAUGACGUGGAACUACCCAGCACUCUUCCACCUGGCAUGUCUGCAAGAUUUAGAAUUGGUGCAAGUCUGGCCAAUCAUAUACAGGAUAUGGGUUAUAAUGGUGAAAUAGGUUACCAGACAUUUCUCUACUCUAAUGAAACAGAAAUAAGAAAAGUUUUUAUGUUUUUGGUUGAGAAACUACCAAAAGAUACAACACAGACAUCAGAUGAACCGUUAGGAGCCUCGGUGCUAUUACAGAGAGCCAUUGCUGCCAAAUUACAUCAACAAAUGACAUCACCAUGGACACCACAUUAUCUAAAAGAUAGAGGUAUAACAUGGAGAGGUAAACCCCCAAGUUGGCAGAGGGAGGGUGCUGCAUGUAUAUAUAGUUAUCGUUCUCAACAUUUAUCUAGACCUGAAGGUUUAACAGAUUUAACCAGAAAAAUACCCAAAGAAAUCCGAAACUAUUACUCAACUAGUCUUCCAUUUGUUACGAAUCAAUGUCGCCAUCACAGAGAUACAUUGGCAUCCGUUAUAGAAUCUAAUACAGCAGAGGUUGCUAAGCAACAAGAAUGGGAAAAUGAAUGGAAUCAUUCUGGUCUGGCUUCCCGAUUAUCAAAACAGGAAUUUAUUGACAAAAAGAAAUCAAAAAUACAGAAAAUGAUUGCAGAUCGAUUACGUCAAGAUGCUAAAAGAGAAACAUCGGGCACGUCUUCUCUGUCAGAUUUACAGCAAGUCAUGGCAGCCAUUAGCAGUCGGGCUAAAACAGAUGCAAGAACAAAAGGAUCAAGAUUUGCUCAUUCUGAAAAAUUAUUAUUCUCUAAGGAUGAGGAUGCUAGUUUAGCCCAGAUGAGUGGAGAAAUACCCACCAAAGAUACAGAAGAGGAACAAGAAAGAAAGAGAGAAGAAGAAAUGCAAUCAUUAAGGGAUGAAUUAGGUGAAUUAACAUCCAAGUUAGAAUCAUUAGAAUUAGAAAUAAAGAAAUAUAGUGCUACUCAACAACAGCUUGAAGAAGCUAUAAAUACAGAAAAUAGACAAAUUGAUGAUAAAGAAAGUUCGUUUAAUGUUAAAAAGAAAACAAUGGAUUUAUUACCAGAUGCUGAGAAUAAUAUUCUUAAAUUACAAGGUGUUGUUGAAACAAGUACACAGCGUUUAGUAACUCUAGCUAAUAAAUGGGAGACCCAUCGAGCUCCUCUUAUACAACAGUAUAGAGAACUUAAAACUCUCACAUCACAGAAAGAGUCGGAAGCAGAGAAGAAAUUAGCUGAAAUCCGCGUGUUUCGUGACAAAAUGAAAGAAGUGGCUGAUGAAGUCAGAAAUAAAGAAGAUUUACAAAAACAAUUACAAUCAGAAUAUGAACGAAUGACCAAAGAUGUAAACAGAUCAGCAUAUACCAGGAAAAUACUCGAAAUAGUGGCAAAUAUUAAAAAACAAAAACAGGAAAUAGAUAAGGUUUUAGUAGAUACUAAGUCAAUACAGAAAGAAAUUAAUUCACUAUCUGGGAAAUUAGACAGAACAUUUACAGUCACAGAUGAACUUAUUUUUAGAGAUGCAAAGAAAGAUGAAGCAGUAAAGAAGGCCUAUAGAUUCUUAGCAGCAUUACAUGAGAACUGUGAAUUAUUAAUUAGUACAGUAGAAGAAACUGGUGUUAUUAUGAGAGAGAUCAGAGAUUUAGAAGAUCAAAUUGAGAAUGAAAGUGGAAAGAAAGUACUGGCUAAUCUAGAAAAAAUAACUCAAGAUUAUCAAGAGAUGAAGAAGGAGAAUUCAGUGUUAAUGAGUAAAUUAAAACAAAAGCAAUAAUAUAUUGUUCAAACUGUUUAUUUUAGUUGUGUAAAAGAAAUGAUUUAUAGAUUAUCAACGAUGUGAGACAUUGCUGGAGAAAUAAUUGAUGGGCAUAUUAACAGACCUGGAAAUAACGGUUUUAGAUGUACCAGCCAAAAUGUUAGGCACUAAUGAAGAUGGCCUAGUUUGUGUUGAGUGGAUGUAAAACCCCAUUUCUCUCUGUCUCUGUAUGGUUUAUAUCGGUGUUCACAAAGCGCAUAUAAGACUUAUAAACACAUUGAUCAAUCAUUUUUCUAUACGACUCUAUUCAACGAAGGUAUAAAUCUCACAAUGCUGGAAAUAAAUUAUGUUUAACAAAUUUCUUAAAAUAAAACUGUCCAUUAUUUAGUUUAUAGAAUUUAUACUUACUAAAGAGAAAGCGCCCUUACAAUUAUUUCUUCAUUAAUGAAUCAACCAUCAGAGGUUAAAGGACAAUAUUUGUGUCAGUCAUUAUCCAAAUAUAAUUUUAACACAGAGAUCAUUGCUACGAUAGAUGCGUUAUGAAGAUUUAAAAAAACAGAAAUCACGAAAGCAAAAGGAAAACUCAAGUUUUGGUCUUCGAAGGAAUUAUUAGUGAGCAGAAAUCUGCCUGUUUAUCUGUUAUCACGCGUCACUUCAGUCAGUGAUAUAGAAGGAUAACUCGUGUUUUCCUUUUGCUUUUGUGUGUUAAAAUUAUACUGAGGGCCAUUGAAGACGCAUCACUUAGUUUUUCGUAUAACAAAAUGAUCCUGUAAACAUAUCUUAUUUAUUUUGCUUCUUAUUGUGAACAAUAUUCAAAUGGGAACACAUCAAUAACAACACAAUUGUACACUUAUGGAUGUUUAAUCUGUAAUCAACAGUACAAAGUCAGAGGGGUCAAAACCAAAAGUACGACACAGAUGUCAGUAGCGCGUGUGUCCUCCACGGGCUCUUACGCACACUGAGCAGUGACGUCGCAUGGAAUUAACCAAUGUUUGAAAGAAGGCCUGGGGCAAAUUGUUCCAUUCUUGGACAAGAGCAGCUUCUAAAGCAGCAAUGGUAUGCAUCUGUGGUCUCCGAUACAGACGGCGUCCAAUCUCAUCCCAGACAUGUUCUAUCGGUGCCAUGUCCGGAGACAUGGCUGGCCAGUCCAAGACAUUGAUGUUGUUAGCAGCCAGGUAGUCCAAACUAAAACGGGCGGUAUGCGGACAUGCAUUAUCCUGUUGGAAGUGCUGAAGUUGUGGGUGCGCUCGAAACAUCGGAACAACAAUUGGUGGCAAGACAUCAUCACGGUAGGCUACAGCAUUAACGCGACCCCUGCAAAUGUGUAGGGCGGUCCGGUGAUGAAAUGUGAAGCCAACCCACACCAUUACACUUCCCCCACCCCAUCGAUUUGUUUUGAAGACGCAGCAGUCUGCAAGACGUUCCCCAAGACGUCUCCACACACGUUGAUGGCCAUCAGCGUGAUUAAGAUGAAAGCGACUCUCAUCACUGAAGAGCACACUUUGCCAGUCUACUCUUCUCCAUGUCUGGUGUCCUUGAGCCCAUAUCAAACACCGCUGACAGUUAUGAUCCCUGAGGAUAGCUCCAACAUAAGGUCGUCGUGCACGGAGUCCUACUUCUCUUAGACGACGUCUUUUAACGGUGUUGGCACUUACUGGUCCCUGUCUUCCGACGACUGCUGCACCUGUUCGGUUCCCUGGGCGGAAUCUGUCAUGCAGAUGAGUGACCUGGAUGUAGCGGUCUUGAGCCUGGGUUGUAACGCGUUGUGGACCAGGACGUUGACAGUCACGUGUUGAUCCAGUAACUCGAACACGUUCCACCAACCUUACAAUAGUGGACUGAUGACAAUUGAAGGGUCUGGCAAUAGCACGUGUAGACAUGCCAGCCCGGGACAUUCCCAUGGCUUCAUUCCGCUGAUUUUCAGCAAGUCUCGGCAUCUCUAGCUCGAUUCCUUCACACGUCCAACAACAAAUUACGACAGAUUGACGUUUCACAGUUCAUGUUCUGCACAUUAAGUUGAAAACAUGCUUUUAAAGGGCUCACACACAAUGCUGCACGUGAAUAUUGGGUUUUUCACGUGCAUCUAGUGCAAUUUUUUUUUUGUGCACACUGGCCGAUUUUUUUUGCGUUUGGGAGCAUUGUGUGAAACAAUAGUUCAUAGUAUUGCAUAAUAUUAUACAUACAAAACCACCUAGUAAUAAAAUAUUUGGGAAAAAAAGUGAUGCAAAUUCCAUGGCGCUCAGUAUAUAUUCGGAAUGUGUUGAACUGGUUCUAUGACAUCAAUAUUGUCCUUUAAGAAAGGAAGAAAUUUGUAGUUGAAUGUUGACUGUCAGAAAGAGUGUGUUUAUUAUUGAGAUUUAAUAGAAAGAAUGUGCAUGUUGUCCGUUAUAUUAAAAACAUAUAUAUAUAUAUAUUCAUAUGUAUAAAUAUGCACACCAAUCAUUUCUUCUAAUAUAUAAAGUUAUUUAUUUAUAUAUAUUUUAUAAUCAACCUGUAGGCCAACAUUUAUCUUUAUAGUUUAUAAUAUUAAAUCACUGUUGAAUGUUUGUCAAUCUUAAAACAAGAUACAACUCAACUGGCAACAACUCAGCCCAUCUUUUCCCGAUUUAGCUCCUUAGAAAUGGAACUGAAUUCCCAAUUCAUAGUUGUUAUGAUAUGUUGUUUUGGAAAAACAAAUUGUUAUGAAUAAAACUGACCUGUACAUUUUUCAUUCCAAUGAAACUAACCAUGUCAUUUUGCUGGAACUCGACUAGUCUGGAAUCAUUUUUCCCUAACUGUAGAAUUAUCAUGAAAUUGCCGAUUAUUUUUUUUUAUUUAUACAACUUAUAAAGCUCAUAAUGUUGCAUAUGUGAUAGAUUCGAUUGGGGGUGGGGUGGGGGCAGAUAGCCGAAUAGUUAAUACAUUGAAUCAUAAGGUCUGUCAUUUAGGCAACUGGCAUGGUUUCACCGGCAAUACGUGACAAGGAUUAGGGUCGCCUGCCCAACCUCAAGGGUUUUCUCCAGGCCCUCCGGUUUCCUCCCACUGCUAAAGACCCCCUACACGCAAGCGAAUUAUUGAAAUAAAAUUGAACCAUGUGUUCCGAAAUGACCUACUUUGUUAAACCCAUUUUUCUCUCUGUCUCUCUCUAGACUGGAUGAAUAGUACAAGUUAUUAGAAAAAUGUAAAGAUGUAAUAUGAAUUAUAGACAAUAUCAAAAUAAAAGUAAAAUAAUA
This is a messenger RNA of Patella vulgata (common limpet), 5144 nucleotides long. Its product is annotated as coiled-coil domain-containing protein 22 homolog. Gene Ontology annotation, molecular function: cullin family protein binding. The record is from RefSeq and is a predicted model, not a curated record. Gene Ontology annotation, biological process: positive regulation of ubiquitin-dependent protein catabolic process. Bases 34 to 1950 code for a protein of 638 amino acids. The transcript is spliced from 16 exons. NCBI's taxonomy places the organism in Eukaryota, Metazoa, Mollusca, Gastropoda, Patellidae.